UUCUCUUCCCUUCCCAUCCCUUCCGGCGGGGCGGGCGCUCGGCGCCAUGGGGCGGCGGUGGCAGCUGGCGGCGGCGGAGCAGCUGGCGGGGACCUGCCCGGGACAGGCGCGAUUCCUGCUGUGGAUGCUCCGCAACUCCCGAGGCGAGUGAGGCGCCCCGGGCGCAGGCGGUGGAGCGGGGCCGGAGGAGGGGGCUCCGGAGCCGGGCAGCGGAAGGACAGGAGCGUGGGGAUGAGUGCCCGCUCGCCCUUUGCCUCCCUUCUCCCCGUGCCCCUGCGCUGCCGGCAGCAGUGGCGAGCUCGCCGGGAAGCGGGGCCAGGUGUCCCAGGGGGUUUAGGGAGAGGCGCCCGAGUCCAGCUCCGGCAGCAGGAGAUGAUGAGGCAGAUGCCAGGAGCGAGCCUCUUGUUGGGUGACGAACGUGGAUUAGAAAGGGUAUGUCCUUACUGCUUCCAGUUCCUGGUUCCUGACAGCUACCGAGUGCGCCUCAAACCAAAGAUGAAAGUGACUCCACAGAUAGAGAAGGUUCUUAAACGAGAGGCAAAGAAUCAUAAGCUUAACAUGAAACAGACAAAGCUUUUGAGAAAGUACAGGGAGUCAAGAAGCAUUCUGCUGGUUACUUGCAAAUCUUGCAACAAAACAACAAGAUACUAUGGUAAAAGCAGGGAUUUUCUGGCAGCCAAAACACAAAAUUGUGGCACUCCAGAUAUCAAAUCUAGCCUGAAGACACCAGAUGUAAAAAUUCAGUCUGCAAAGAAAAUGACACCUGCAAGCUGCAGUAGGUUGGGAUCGAAAGGGAACACUCCCUCAUCCCUUUCCAGGACACGUGAAUCUGGACAGACAACAACCAACUCUACUUCCAAGACUCCCCGAAAUUCCAAAUUUCACUUUUCUAAGCUAAAACGGAUGCUUGACCUAGAAGAAAAAGAGAAAAACCAGAAGGCAGAUUUCAAAACCUUCUUGACUUUACUUUAGUUAUAUAUUAUUUCAAAGUAAUAAAGAUUACAGCAACAAA
Molecule: messenger RNA, 1012 nt
Organism: Passer domesticus (house sparrow)
Lineage: Eukaryota; Metazoa; Chordata; Aves; Passeriformes; Passeridae
Gene: RMP24
Product: chromosome 1 C18orf21 homolog
Exons: 5
Coding region: 232-972 (246 amino acids)
Source: RefSeq, a predicted model, not a curated record